Molecule: messenger RNA, 1751 nt
Organism: Lathyrus oleraceus (garden pea)
Lineage: Eukaryota; Viridiplantae; Streptophyta; Magnoliopsida; Fabales; Fabaceae
Product: probable fucosyltransferase 8
Exons: 2
Coding region: 37-1746 (569 amino acids)
Biological process (GO): xyloglucan biosynthetic process; cell wall biogenesis
Cellular component (GO): membrane; Golgi apparatus
Molecular function (GO): galactoside 2-alpha-L-fucosyltransferase activity
Source: RefSeq, a predicted model, not a curated record
CUUUGUUCUUGACAAUUGUUGCAUAGGGCAAGCGAAAUGCUUCAAACCUUGAAGGAUAAGAGGAAAUCAAUUUCAACGAGACUCAAAAUGUCUUUUAUUGUGUUUGUGAUAGCUCUCUUUAUAGUUAUCAUGGUCACUUUAAUGUACCAAAACUCUAGUUUUGGGCAAUUUGAAAUCUUUUCAAAAGACAUUGUAAUGAAGGGUAUGUCUCAGAAGAAUGUUACAGCCGGAGGGCCAAAUGCUACAAUUAAUGAGUCUGGAUUGAGACAAAAUGUCUCACAAGAAAAAGUUGCAGCAAAAGAUGAGAUCGAUACCAAAUUCAAAAGUAACAAAGAGAGAUUGCUUGAUGGACUUUUAGUUUCUGGAUUUGAUAAAGCAUCAUGCAUAAGCAGAUCACAAUCUCAUUUCUACCACAAACCUUCUCCGCACAAACCUUCUCCAUAUUUGAUAUCCAAACUUAGAAAAUACGAAGAAAUUCAUAGAAAAUGUGGACCAAACACUAGAGCUUACAAAAAAGACAUGGAAAUUAUUGCAAACUCUAAGGACAAUAACGGUUCAUCUUGUGCUUUAACAACUUGCAAGUACAUUAUUUGGGUACCUGCAAAUGGUUUAGGUAACCAAAUAAUUAGCAUGGCUUCCUCAUUUCUCUACGCGCUCCUAACAAACCGGGUUAUGCUCGUAAAAUUUGAACAAGAUAAAGAGGGUUUAUUUUGCGAACCGUUUCUGAACUCAACUUGGUUGUUAUCGAAGAAUUCGCCUUUCUGGAAUGCAGAAAAUGUCGAAUCAUAUCAAAGAUUUAUAGACAUGGAACUCUCCAAUACACUCAAUGAAGAUUUGCCAUUAGCUAUGCAUGUGGACUUGAGAUAUAGUCCAUCAAAUGAUGAGAGGUUUUUUCACUGUGAUCACAGUCAAUUUCUCCUCACAAAAAUUCCUCUACUGUUUUUGGAAGCAGGUCAGUAUUUUGUACCUUCUUUUUUCAUGACACCAGUUUUUCAAAAAGAGUUGAACCAAAUGUUUCCAGAAAUCACUUCGAUUUUCCAUCAUUUGGUACGCUACUUAUUUCAACCUUCAAACAAAGCGUGGAAACUAAUCACUAGUUUCUAUCAACAACACCUUGCUAAAGCGAAUCAAAUCAUUGGACUUCAAAUAAGAGUACUGAAUACCGAAUCAACCCCGCACGAACUUUUCAUGGAUCGAAUUCUAAACUGCACAUUACAGAAUAAAUUACUUCCAAAACUGCUCGAUAAUACAAAGAAUACUUCAUUGUCUUCUAAUGGAAGAAACCCGAUUAUAAAAGCUAUUCUCGUGGCGUCGUUAUAUCCACAAUACAGUGAGAGUUUGAAUGAGAUGUAUAUGAAUAAAUCAACGGUUACCGGAGAGGUAAUCGAGGUUCAUCAACCAAGUAGUGAAGAGGAACAGAUAUUUGAUGAUUAUAAGCAUAAUUUGAAGGCAUGGGUUGACAUGUAUUUACUAAGUUUAUCGGAUGAAUUGGUGACUACAUAUCAAUCUACUUUUGGCUAUGUUGCCAAGGGAUUGGGAAAUUCAAAACCAUGGAUUCUUUAUAAUCCUGCUAAUAGUAAUGAGGUUUGUGAACGUGAGUUUACAUUGGAGCCAUGUUAUCAUUAUCCUCCUUUACGUUAUUGUGAUAGUGAAGACGUUAUUGAAGAUGUUUCAUCUACUUUUCCUAAUAUUAGACAUUGUAAGGAUUAUACUUUUGGGUUGAAGCUAGUCAAUAGUUCUCUUUAGUUGUA